AUGGACUUCGCCCGCCUCUGGCUCGGGCUGCUGCUGCCCUUGGUGGCCGCGCUGGAUUUCAGCUACCACCACCAGGAAGAGAUGGAAACGUUUCUGAAGAACGUUGCCCAAAACUACAGUUCUGUCACUCACUUACACAGUGUGGGGAAGUCUGUGAAAGGCAGAAACCUGUGGGUUCUUGUCGUGGGGCGCUCACCAAAGGAGCACAGAAUCGGGAUUCCAGAGUUCAAGUACGUGGCCAACAUGCACGGAGAUGAGACUGUAGGGCGGGAACUGCUGCUCCAUUUAAUUGACUAUCUCGUAACCAAUGACGGAAAAGACUUUGAAAUCACCCGUCUAAUCAAUAGUACCCGGAUACACAUCAUGCCUUCCAUGAAUCCAGAUGGAUUCGAAGCUGUCAAAAAGCCUGACUGUUUUAACACUAAUGGAAGGGAAAAUAAUAACUUCUACGACCUGAACAGAAAUUUCCCCGAUGGUUUUGAGUUUAAUAAUGAAUCGAGGCAGCCUGAAACUGUGGCAGUCAUGGAGUGGCUGAAAACGGAGACGUUUGUCCUCUCAGCAAACCUCCACGGCGGUGCCCUGGUGGCCAGUUACCCAUUCGAUAACGGCGUUUCAGCAAUGGGGAAAGUGCACUCCCGGAGCUUAACCCCUGAUGAUGAUGUCUUUCAAUACCUUGCAAAUUCCUACGCCUCCAAAAAUGUCAACAUGAAGAAAGGAGAUCACUGUAAAAACAAAAUGAACUUUCGGAACGGGAUUGUAAAUGGAUACGAGUGGUAUCCACUCAAAGGUGGAAUGCAGGAUUAUAACUACAUCUGGGCCCAGUGCUUUGAAAUUACGUUGGAGCUGUCAUGCUGCAAAUAUCCUCGCGAGGAGAAGCUUCCAUUCUUCUGGGAUUCCAACAAAGCCUCGCUGAUUGAAUACAUAAAACAGGUGCACCUAGGUAUAAAGGGUCAAGUUUUUGAUCAAAAGGGAAAUCCAUUACCCAAUGUAAUUGUAGAAGUCCAAGACAGAAAACAUAUCUGCCCCUAUAAAACCAACAAAUUUGGAGAGUAUUACCUCCUUCUCUUGCCUGGGUCAUAUACGUUAAAUGUUACAGUCCCUGGACAAGAGCCAUACCUCACAAAGGUGAUUAUCCCAAAAAAAUCCCAGGACUUCAGUGCUCUUAAAAAGGAUAUUGUAUUUCCACUCAGAGGGCACUUGGAUUCUAGCCUAGUAUCAAAUCUUUCAUGUCCUAUGAUUCCUCUAUACAGUAUUUUGCCAAGCCACUCAGCUGCAACAAAGCCUAGUCUGUUCUUAUUUUUAGUGACUCUUUUUCACAUAUUGUUCAAGUGA
Messenger RNA from Pipistrellus nathusii (Nathusius's pipistrelle), 1332 nucleotides. Lineage: Eukaryota; Metazoa; Chordata; Mammalia; Chiroptera; Vespertilionidae. The record is from the annotation of a GenBank genome assembly.